AUGCAGCGCGUCCUUGUUCCCUAUAUCUUCUAUCUGAUCAGCUUUAGCUCAACUGGUGCGGUGGUGAGACUUUUGUGCAAAAACAAGAAGAACGCAACAUCGGAGGCAACUACGGACAAGAACGGAUAUUUCCUGCUAUAUGCCCCUAAAACGGUAUCCAACUACGCCAUCAGAAAUUGCCGAGCUUACCUAGUGAAGUCUCCGGACGCUAAAUGCAGCAAAGUGUCGAAGCUCCACGGUGGAUACUUGGGCUCCUUUCUAAAACCAGUGGUGAAACCUGAAAAUGCAACGAUCAUCUUCAAUAAGCUCAAGUACAGUCUUUUCAACGUUGGUCCAUUCGCAUUCGAGCCUGUCUGCCCCAAAUGA
Messenger RNA from Brassica rapa (field mustard), 366 nucleotides. RefSeq names its product non-classical arabinogalactan protein 30-like. The record is from RefSeq and is a predicted model, not a curated record. NCBI's taxonomy places the organism in Eukaryota, Viridiplantae, Streptophyta, Magnoliopsida, Brassicales, Brassicaceae. Gene Ontology annotation, cellular component: cell periphery.